Mus musculus (house mouse) is the source of this 2877-nucleotide messenger RNA. RefSeq names its product myosin, light polypeptide 1 (gene Myl1). Gene Ontology annotation, biological process: muscle filament sliding; muscle contraction. Bases 2008 to 2574 code for a protein of 188 amino acids. Gene Ontology annotation, molecular function: calcium ion binding; cytoskeletal motor activity; structural constituent of muscle. NCBI's taxonomy places the organism in Eukaryota, Metazoa, Chordata, Mammalia, Rodentia, Muridae. Gene Ontology annotation, cellular component: unconventional myosin complex; myofibril. The transcript is spliced from 8 exons. The record is from RefSeq and is a predicted model, not a curated record.
CACAUCUAAUUGUAACUCCAGUCCCAGGGCUUCUGACACCCUCACAGCAGACAUACAUGCAGGCAAAGCACCAAUGAAUAUAAAUAAAAAUAAAUUAUGUAUUAAAAAAUAAAAUAUGCUAAUCUGAGCUAAGUACUCAGAUAUGAUUAUUAUUCCAGCACUUAGGAAUCAAAGCAAGUAGAUCACUGCAAUUUAAUGCUAGCCUAGGCUACAUGGCAAGGUCUGGUCUCAAAAACAAACACACAGACAGACAGACAGACAGACAGACAGACAGACAGACAGAGAGAGACAGAGACAGAGACAGAGACAGAGAGAGGAUCUGAUUAAACUUGAAUGCAGAAGCUUAGAAGUCAGGAGACACAGAGGUCAGAAACCCUAGUGUGUGGGUACACAGUAGGACAACCACAGAUAGUGAUGGAGCAUUCAGACCUCUCAAAACUAAAAAGAGGAUUUUGAAUAUUUUCAGCAUAAGGAAGUGAUGAACAUUUAAGAAAUAGAUGUGUUUAACAAUACCUGGUUCUUCAUUCAUAUACAUGUUUUUGUUUGUUUGUUUGUUUGUUUGUACCAAUUUAAAAAUAAUUUAAUUUAGAGUGAUUUUUAAAAAGUGUUUGUCCUGAGCUGGCACUAUAGUUCAGUGGUAGAGGGCUUGCCUAGCAUACACAAGCAAUUCUAGAACUGAAGAAAAAAUAAAGCAUUUCCUGAAUGUGUGUUGGUGAGAUAAUUCAGUAAUUCAAUCCAAUGAAUGAGCUGAGGAGACAAAUUAGUGGUAGAUCAAUUAUUAACAGCAGAAUUCUUGAUGUUACGUAAGUAUGAGAGAUGUUUUGUUUUGCUUUAUUUUAUUUUGUUGUUGUGUUUUCUGUUUGUUUGUUUGUUUCUUUGUUUGUAGCUCUAAAUGUAAUGGAACUCUCUCUAGGCUAGCCUUGAACUUGCAAAGACUCAACUGCUGCUAGCUUCUGAAAGGUGAGUGCCUCCACUGCCUGGCCUGAUAUUAUGAGUCUUAAUCUCUGUUAGUUACAAAGUAUAGGAAAGACUUUUAUCAGUCCACAACAAAUUGCUGUCUUUAGCCACAACUACAUGUAAUAAUUAGAAUGUAUUUACACACGCAUUUACAUACGUGUAUGUGCCUACAUAAUGUAUUCAUAUAUUGCAUGUAAAUAGGUUCACUUAAAACUCCCAACUAACUACUGUUUUGCUUUCCUGGUAAAUACUUACAGGGCUGGUGAGAUUGUUCAAUGGUUAGUGUCUGUCGUGCAAGCAUGAAGACCUGAAUUCCACACUCAGGAUCCACAUUAAUGUGGUAGAAGAGCCUCAACUCCACAAGGUUCUUUGUCCUCUGACAUCUACAUGCAAGCCGCACCGACAAAUGUGCAUUGCAUAAACACACAUGCAUACAGACACACAUACAAUCAUGAUGAUGUGACCUCUUUGCUGACCAACAUUUUCUUGCAAACCAUGGCCAAGGAGGGAGGGGCAUGAGCCGUGAAGAAGCUGGGUGAAAGUUGGGUGAUGGCCUCAGCCAAAAUUCCAAGUUGAAAUUGAAUCCGGUAAAGCUUCUUAGGAAGUGGAAAAAAGAAAAAGAAGACUUACAGCUUCAACAGAACUGUAAUUCUACCAAGAAAAAGGUACGUCUGUCAGCUGUCACCAAACCAACCAUGACUGGCUUUGUCAUGCUUCUUUCUUCUUUACAGAUAGGGGUGGAGGGAAAAAAAAAAGCAAGAGGCGGUCAAAAAACUUGAGGAAGCCCUGACCCUUUAGAUUCCAUUUAUAGUCUGAGCCGGAAUGCCACCCCCCUGGACAGGCAAACCGUCCAAUCCAGCCGCGUGUGUCAAGGUUCUAUUAGGCACUAAGGGAAAUAUAUAUGCAUGCCCUUAUACCAUUUAACACUCUGGGUCCACCCUCCAGACGCUGGGCUGCGGGUCAAGCGAGUCACACUGCUCUUCCAAGUGUCACUCUGACAGGUUCUUCUGGAGGAGAUCCUUCUUUUGUUAACCCAUCCUUUUAAUCAAAAUGGCACCAAAGAAAGACGUGAAGAAGCCCGCUGCUGCGCCUGCCCCAGCCCCGGCCCCGGCCCCUGCCCCAGCCAAACCUAAGGAAGAAAAAAUCGAUCUGUCUGCUAUUAAGAUCGAGUUCUCUAAGGAGCAACAGGAGGACUUCAAGGAGGCAUUUCUCCUGUUUGACAGAACAGGUGAAUGCAAGAUCACCUUAAGUCAGGUGGGAGACGUCCUCCGGGCUCUGGGCACCAAUCCCACCAAUGCAGAGGUCAAGAAGGUUCUUGGGAACCCCAGCAAUGAAGAGAUGAAUGCUAAGAAAAUCGAGUUUGAACAGUUUCUGCCCAUGAUGCAAGCUAUCUCCAACAACAAGGACCAGGGAGGUUAUGAAGAUUUCGUUGAGGGUCUGCGUGUCUUCGACAAGGAGGGCAAUGGCACCGUCAUGGGUGCUGAACUCCGCCAUGUCCUCGCCACUCUGGGAGAGAAGAUGAAGGAGGAAGAGGUAGAAGCGUUGCUGGCAGGCCAGGAGGACUCCAAUGGCUGCAUCAACUAUGAAGCUUUUGUCAAACACAUCAUGUCUGUCUAAACGGAGUUUUCAAGGUAGACAUCUAUCCUCUCUUUGAUAUCACGCAAUGUUGGGGAAGACUGGCCAGUUCAAGAACACCUAUGGCUAACUGUCAACACCAGCUUACCACCAUGCAGAAGAUCAAACAAUCUAGACCAUUCUAGAUGGAAGGAUUCCCUGAAUUUUUAUAAGCCUUGAGUUUUCAUGACAAACAUGCCUACAGUUGAUAAUCUCAAGUCCACACACCACCGUUAUCAUCUACUUGGGUCCACAACAUUCUUAAAAUACUACAUCAAUAAACUUGGUCAGUCUGGAAUACUCAAA